This is a messenger RNA of Hirsutella rhossiliensis, 939 nucleotides long. RefSeq names its product regulator of G protein signaling domain-containing protein. The transcript has a single exon. Lineage: Eukaryota; Fungi; Ascomycota; Sordariomycetes; Hypocreales; Ophiocordycipitaceae. The record is from RefSeq and is a predicted model, not a curated record. The coding region runs from base 1 to 939 and encodes 312 amino acids.
AUGGUCAAACCAAGGUUACGACGGCUAUCUACCGUCUGCCUCACCCCAAGCCCACAGGAGCAGUCACCACGACCUGCCUCCGCCUUUGACGAAUUCUCUGCCUUUAACCACUCGGAAUCCCGCCCAGUCAGCGGCGCCUACUCGACCUCGUCUUCCUCCUCCCAACACACCAUGUCGAACAAACCUCCCACCCUCAAAGAUAUUCUCGUCGACGCUGCCCCGCCGCCCUGGACUCUAAGCGCCUUCAUGGCCUACCUUUCCCAAAACCACUGCAUGGAGACGUUGGAGUUCACCCUAGACGCUCAGCGGUACGGCGCCUUCUACAAACAACUCGAGUCCGACCAUUCCCCUUCCGACGAGAGCAAUGAACGAGUCUGUGGCUGGUGGCGAAAGCUCAUGCAGACUUACAUCGUUCCCUGCGCCCCUCGCGAGGUCAACAUCCCUGCCCGCAUCCGUGACCACCUCCUCGCCGUCCCCGAAGGCCCCUCUCCGCCGCAUCCGUCGAAGCUUGACGAGGCAGGCCGCAUCAUCUACGAGCUCAUGAAUGACUCGCUGCUCGUUCCUUUCCUCCAAUCCGUGGCUCCUCUCAACGGGGGUUCGGGCGAGGAACGCGCACGCUCGCCUCGGCAUCGAUCCCGAAACAGCGGCGGACGCGCCGUCGGACAGCUUUCUCGAUCAGCCACCAUCGAGGCCGACGAAUUCACCGACGAUAGUGACAGCAACACCCCGCCAGCGCAGGAACCCAUGACCCCGCCAACCACACCGCCGACGUCUGAAUACACGUUCAAUUCGUCCCCCGGCGGUUUCCAGCGAGCCGUGGCCGCACACAGCAAAGGUUGGAAGAAGGUCAGCGCCAAGUUGGGCCUGGGCCGUAAGGGCUUUGGUCGGCGCUCCACACCGUCAACGUCGAGCGCAGAAUGCGAUGUCCCCGUUGCCUAG